This is a messenger RNA of Apis florea (little honeybee), 4012 nucleotides long. RefSeq names its product Elongator complex protein 6 (gene Elp6). Gene Ontology annotation, cellular component: cilium; elongator holoenzyme complex. Lineage: Eukaryota; Metazoa; Arthropoda; Insecta; Hymenoptera; Apidae. The record is from RefSeq and is a predicted model, not a curated record. Gene Ontology annotation, biological process: tRNA wobble uridine modification; cilium assembly.
AUUUACACCGAUAGACAGUUUAAUUGAAUGGCGAAAAACAGCGGAAAAAAGUUCGAAACAAGAGAAAGAUUUUAUGGCAUUUUUAAGAAUAGUCAGAGUACACGUUACAGAAACGAAACACAUAUUGAGUGUGUUAUAUUUUCUAUGUUAUGCAUAUUUUCCGUUUUCCAUUUGCUUUGUAAUAUAUUUAAAAUAUGAAAUAACUAGUUUUAUCAUAAAUGAGUGUAGAAGAUGUGGAAAGCGUGCGAGAAGAGUUAAACGAAGACUUACAAAUUACUAAUGAUCAUAAACAAUAUGUGCCAAUUAUGCACGAUAAUUCUUCGUCUUCGUCUUCGGAACCGAGCAUUGAUUCUGAUCUCAACGACAUCGUAAGGCUCUGUCUUCAUGGAGAAACGGAAGUUGCACGUUUAUUCUUCCAACCAGAUAUACUUUAUUUCGGAGAACUUUAUGUCGGUGAAAAUUCACAGCGAGUAGUUCGUAUAUCGAAUCCAUUAAAAUUUGCACCUCUAUUUUGUCGUUACGUGCGUAACGCAUCGGCUCAUUGCUAUCCAGAGACGAUUUUAUUAAAACCAGAAGGAUCUAUAGAAGUACUUUUAAAAGUUCGAGGAAAAGAAAAUAUCAGUUCAUCAUUCAAGAUUUAUUUCGAUAUUGCGGCUGAUUCAUGCGAAUCGAUGAAAACUAGACGCCAAACGAAAAUCAAAGUAGGAAGAUAUUCAAUACAAUGUAGAGUGAAUGUGAAACUAUUGGUUACCACGAAACAAUCAUGUAUGACACGAGCGAUAAGUUCUUUUGAAGAAUAUUAUAAAGAUAUACGGAAACUCCCGAAAGAUACUCGGAAAAUGCCAUUAUCACAUUUUCUUACAAUAAAAUCGAAGUUGAAAAAAGAUAUUAUUGUAAAAAAACAUAAUAAUAACGAAGAAAUUAUGGAAAAAGUUGUUCAUAUUCCUAAGUGGAAACAUAAAAAAAUAUCGGAAACAGUGAAGUGCUAUACUUCGGUUAAAAAAUUAUCGACUAGUACCGAAGUAUUAAUACCUUUAACUCCUUUACAAAUAUACAACGUACGCAUGUAUCCUACUUUAUUCGCUUUUGGAAUGGUCGUUCCCAAAACUCACAACUAUAAACAAUUAAUCGUAGAAAAUUUAAACGAUUUUUCAAUUAUGAUUCGCUUUACGAGUUUAUCUAAAUUUAUUAAUUUCCCGGAAGGGAAUUUAAUUAUUUUGCCACCCGGUUUAAUCGCAACGCGAUUAGUCGAAUUUCGUGCAUAUCAUAUUGGCAAAUUUAACGGUUAUAUCGGUUAUCUUAUUAACGACAAUCAUUCAUUCGAACUUAGCGUUACUGCCAAUAUUGUUGAAAAACAAUUAUCAUUAGAUACUCGAGAAAUUACUCUUGGUCAAGAUUGGUUAAAGGAAGAAAUCUAUCGACCAAUGGAUUGUGCUAUUCAGAUUAGAAAUAAAUUGGAUGCAAAAACCAAGUUCCAGUGGGAAAUACCAAGCACAAGUUGCUUUUUUGUCGAGCCAAUAUCAGGUGUCAUUCGUGGAAAUGCUUCAUUAUUCAUUUAUGUAUAUUACAAGCCUGAUUUUUCAAAAUCCACUUCUGCGGAAUUGAUAAUGAAAUGUGAAAAUAGCAGUUAUAAUACUAUACGAAUAAGCAUUCCAGGAUUUAUACCCAAAGUUAGCUUUAUUAAGGAUAUUAUAAAUAUUGGUGAAAUACCGCUUAAUCUGCCAACGAAAACAAUAGCUUUUUUACGUAAUUUUGAGUACGUUGAGAUCGAAUUCGAAGUAGAUUCUUCUUCUUUGGUUCAUGGAUGCAUUGUUCGUCCUCUUCACGGAAUAAUGUCGCCUCGUGCAGUUGCUACUUUAGAGAUUUAUCUAACAUUUAGUUUAUGUUUUCAUUUUACUAUGGUGAUUCGCGUUACGAUACAAAAGCACUUAAAUCUUCAAUUAAAAAUCAUAGGCAAUGUAUCAUAUCCACAAUUGAAGUUAAAUCCGCAAUUUUUACAUUUACGACGAAUAAGCGCCUCUGCGUAUCAACAUUAUUUGAUAAAUGCAACAAAUGUCGGGACAACUAUGCUAAAAUUAAAAUUUUUACUAGAAGAAUAUCCAGAAUUUCGUGUUUGUCUUUCGUCGCAAAGGCACGAUCCUGGUAUAGGUGAUAAAGAUAUUUUUAUCGCACCUAAUACUAGCCAAGAAUUUCAUCUUCAUUUUGACCCUAUUGAUUUGGCUAGUUACGCAUUUUAUCUUCCAAUUGUUAUCAACGGUAUUAUCGGUCCAGUAUCAAUAACACAUCCCAAAUCGCUCAAACCUUCGGAACAUUUAAAACAAUUUAAAGGAUAUUAUAUUAAUGUGCCAAACUUCAUCUUAGAAAAGUUACCUCCGACUAUCGUGACGAUGUCCAUUGAUUGUACAGUUGCAGGCCAUCUUAUUUUUUUUAACAAAUUGGAAUUCCAUUUCAACAUUUUAUCAAACAUUGUAAGUGUGCCAAUUGUCCAAAAAAUAUUAUAUAGAAUAAUCCGAUUCAAAGAGAAUUUAUUCGUAUAUUAUUCUUUUCAGGUAUUACAUAAUGCUAUAUGCGUGGUAAAUGCAUGGAGAAAGAUACGACUUGGUUUUAUAAUUUCACCAUUGGACAUUAUAUAUCCAAAUUGUGUUAAAAUGUUGAUGCUGGUUACAUAUUUGUAUAAUAUAUUGCCAACAUAUAUUCCAAAAGCUACGAUUAAAUUCAGCUGUCCCUUGUCUGAAACUGUAACGAGACAAAUAAAUUUCACAAAUCCAACCGCCAAUAAUGUCGGUUUCUUAAUACAAUUUUUUGGAAACAAACAUGGAUUUUUUACGACAAUGUUACCACAAUCGGUCAUUCAUUUAACCAGUCAUGGAAGCACAAUAAUAAAAAUACAAUUUUAUGCUAGAAAAAUUAAAAAAACUAAAGCUUACCUUUUGUUGUGUGGAUCGACAAUCGGUCCUCAUUUUGGUCGGAACCAAACAUUUAUUUUAGAAGGUCAAGUCGAUUGUUUAGGAAUUGCAAAUGAAUAUACAAUAUAUAGCAAGCUGUAUCAAGCAGUUGACAAAAUUUUAACUAUUAAUGUACCGUAUGAAAAUUCGAUAGAAUAUGAAAUUUGGGCAUCGGAAAAACGACCAACUAAACCGAGUACCUUGAAACAAACACGAUGGACCGAAUUAUGUUUGAGGAAAAUACCUCGAAGAUUAUUUAUAAAUCAAAAUUCAAUUGUUGUCAAGGAAAAUAUGAAAAAAGCUUUUUUAUCAGUUACGGUAGCAUGCCUUUCGCCCUGUCAUCGAAGCUUUUGGAUCAUUUUUCAAUCAAAAAUAGGUGAUUUUAUCAUUCAGAUAAAUUCGCAUUGGCAAUCAUCUUUAACUGAUAAUAUUAUUGUCAAAUGGAAUGAACAAAUUGAAAAAUGCAUUUGCACGGAACAGAAUUAUAACGAAAUGUGUCCAUUAAAUUUGAUUGUACCAAUACCAUCUAGAAAUAAGCAACUUUGGAGUUGUGUUGCUCAUAUGUUUCAAAAAACUCUCAAUCCAAAAGAACGAUUAUUUUGGACUCGAUAUUUAGACACGCAUAUUGGAUUACGUUUAAUUCGUUGGUUAAUGGGAGACAAUACAGAUUCUGCUGCUAUGGAAUUUAACCAUAUAUUUGAUAAAAAAGUAACAUAUAACGUAACAAUAUCCGACACAUCACAUAUUCUUAGAUAUCCCAAGACGUUUAUUAUAAAUGAUGUAAGACCCCGUGCAGAAAAUACUCCGAUAAAUAUUCAUAUUUCACCAUUUAUAGACCGAUUAUGUGAAAUAAUAUUGACAUUAGUCUCUAUCAAUGGUAAUGAGCGAAGGAUGUAUGUAAUUGACUUCUUACAUAUGUAAAAUAAUUAUUGGCACGAUAUAGUUAAAUUAUAUAUAAUUAUGUACAAAAUAGUAAAAUUCAAAGAUUAUGACUAUUUUUUCUAAUGAAUAUAUUAAAAAUGUUAACAUUAAAAGUGUAAAUUCAAUAGUAAUGAUUAUGUUACAAU